UUAAAACCAAAUUGUUACAAAAUAUGUUGACAGAUUUGCAAAAAGAAGCUUUGGACAGGAUAUCCGAGGGCCAUAGCUUGGUGUUGACUGGUCAGGCAGGCACGGGGGAAAGUUUUUUAUUGAAGCGCGCAGUUCAUUUACUAAAGCAGAUGAAAAAAUGUGUGUCGUUGUUAUGUACUACUGGAAUUGGUUGCCUGCAAUACACAGAUCUGAAUGCAACAACUGUACACAGUUGGGCUGGUUUACAAGAUGGCCGUUAUGACAACUUGACUUUAAAGAGGCUAGUUCUGGAAGAUGAUAGAAUGGCGAACGUUAGAAGAAAUGUUGAAAAAACAGAAGCUAUUUUUAUCGAUGAAGUCUCAAUGCUAUCCAGAAAGGAUUUUGAACAGCUGGAACUGGUAUGCAGAACUGUGUCAAAUAAUGACAUUUAUUUUGGAGGUCUUCAAGUAGUAGCAUGUGGUGAUUUUUAUCAACUGCUUCCAGUUCCAAAUACACUUUAUGGUGAUUUAGGACAGUUUUGCUUUGAAAGCAUCAUCUGAAAGUCAUUUUUCAAACAU
Mercenaria mercenaria is the source of this 557-nucleotide messenger RNA. Its product is annotated as ATP-dependent DNA helicase pif1-like. Gene Ontology annotation, molecular function: DNA helicase activity. Gene Ontology annotation, biological process: telomere maintenance; DNA repair. Lineage: Eukaryota; Metazoa; Mollusca; Bivalvia; Venerida; Veneridae. The record is from RefSeq and is a predicted model, not a curated record. The transcript is spliced from 2 exons. The coding region runs from base 24 to 539 and encodes 171 amino acids.